CCUCAUCAUGGACUCUCGAUGUCUAUUCAUCUUCCUACCAGUUACAGAAUAAUCCAUUUAAAACCCUCCAUUAAUCAAUCACCCACAAUCUCUAAUCAAUGCGAGCCCCAUCCCUCCAAGGUGGUGUAGACUCAGCUAAAAAAAUGUAAGCUUCAUGCUUUGAGAAUCAUCAUUUCAUUAGCUAUAAUCUAUCAAUAAACUACUAUUGUCAGCUAUGGCUAAUGUUUCGGUCUUCCUCUCCGAUUUGCUGACGGGCCGCUCCACCUCCACCGUCCAAGUUUGCCUGGGAGGCCAGGAACGUCUACCGUGGUGGAGAUCUCAUGGGAGUGGAUAUGGUCCUCCUAGAUUAUCAGGUAAGAGAGAGCCUAAUGAUGCUUUGGAUACCAAAGUGAACAUAAAAGAAGAAGAAAGACGUUAUUGCUGCUGUUCAAAAAAGAAAAAAGAUGAGUACAAGUGCCCAAGAAGGUGGAGACCUUUGACUCAUCAGAUUCCUUAUAUUAUGAUAUUUCGCAAGGCUAAGAAAGUCCCUUUCAAGAAAGUUCCUGUUAAGGCUGCCUCAAGCAGUGAUGGCUAAUAUAACGACUCCUCUUUCUGGAAUUGAUGGUCUUAAGACACAACAAAGAAAGAGUCUUGGUUUAAUUAGUAGCUAACCCUUAUAUAAUCUUCCUGGACAAGCCUAUAUUUAGUCUUGAUGCAAGGGCUGCCGCCAUUUUUAUGUGUAAAGUAAGAGACAUCAACGGGAGAAAGGUCGCAUGUCCCAUGGCCAGCCCAACGUCUACAUUUUUAAAUCUUUGAUUAGGUUUGCCUAUGGAACAUUCUACUUUUGAGUUCUGAAACCAGAAUUCAGUUCAUCUUUAUGUCACUACAUUUUCAAUGGAGUCACUAAUGAGCUUGGACUUUUCAAAAAUAUACGCCAGCUUCUCUCUUUAUG
This is a messenger RNA of Eruca vesicaria subsp. sativa (arugula), 931 nucleotides long. The record is from the annotation of a GenBank genome assembly. Lineage: Eukaryota; Viridiplantae; Streptophyta; Magnoliopsida; Brassicales; Brassicaceae.